Molecule: messenger RNA, 1322 nt
Organism: Punctularia strigosozonata HHB-11173 SS5
Lineage: Eukaryota; Fungi; Basidiomycota; Agaricomycetes; Corticiales; Punctulariaceae
Exons: 11
Biological process (GO): rRNA base methylation
Cellular component (GO): nucleus
Molecular function (GO): 23S rRNA (adenine(1618)-N(6))-methyltransferase activity; nucleic acid binding
Source: RefSeq, a predicted model, not a curated record
GAAGGACUGCGAAGACCCACUAUGCAUCCUGCCAAUCCCUAUCGUGUGCCCCCGGACUUCCUGCAGCUGUCCGAAGCGUACAAACCAUUGAGAGAAUGCUUGUUCAAGACCUCGUCGGGGGUGAGUAUCGACUUCAAGGACGAGAACUCGCAAAGGCAGACGUCUAACCGAAGCAUUGCUACAUCGCGAUUUCGGCCUUCGUCUACAUCUUCCACUUGAUAGGUUAUGUCCACCGGUUCCGAACAGGUUGAACUACGUCCUAUGGAUCCGAGAUAUAGUUUAUGCUACCUACAUGGCAAAUAUGGAAAUCUCAAGUACUGAUCCAAGCAGGACGCUCUGCCUAUCCCAAAUUCAAGGAAUAGACGUUGGUACUGGAGCGUCAGUCAUAUACCCGCUGCUCGCCUCUUUGAAGUCGCCGGAGUGGCAUAUCAUCGCAACGGAUGUCGAUGAAACCUCGCUGCGCUAUGCAAGGCAAAACGUCCAAUCUAACGGGCUGGACGACCGAAUACGUAUUGUCGAGUCCAAGACAGGCGGCCCCAUCCUUUCACACCUCUUCACUGACGAUGUGACAUCGGACCAAUGCGACUUCGUUCUGUGCAAUCCACCUUUCUACGCCUCGGAGGAGGAGAUCGCGUCCGCCGCUCUGACGAAGGAAGAGGGACCGCGUGCCGUGUGCACCGGCGGAGAAAACGAGAUGAUCACGCCGGGCGGGGAAGUCGCUUUCGUCUCAAGAAUGGUCGACGAGAGCCGAGAUAUGGCAGACUGCCACUGGUACACGUCGAUGCUAGGAAAGCUAUCGUCUGUGGUCGCUAUUGUGGACCAUCUUCGGCGACAUACUAUUGACAAUUAUGUUCUGACGGAGUUCGUCCAAGGUCAAACUCGUCGGUGGGCCGUCGGCUGGUCGUUCGGAAAUACGCGUUUACCUGAUUCCGUUGCCCGUAUUCCUCAUCCGAACGCUGUGCUUAGCAGUAUUCUGCCGCGGCGCAACACUACCGAGCAGACUUUUCAGCUCACUCCGUUACCCAUGGGCUCUCCAGAUGAGGAUGCUCAACCAGUGGCAGAGCAUAGAGUCCGGGAAUUGACGCGCCUCUACGCUGCUCUGCGUCAGACGCUCGAAGAAACUAGCGGACUGGAAGUCCACGCGUUCGAUGCUACUUCCCUCUGUGGCGGCUUCGAUGGAAAUCAUCCCGGUUCUGUUGGACGUGGUUUAUCUACGUGCAAGAUCCUGAUCGUAGACGCUGCCGCGAAUACCUGGUCUCGAGCGGCUCGCAGGAAGGCGCAGCAGGCGUCCCGUGUUGAAGAACCCGUGCUACCAGCUGCCG